AUGAACCUACCGCUAAUUGCCGCCGACGACAGUGGACCACAAUGGAGACUUAAGCGCUUGCAUGGUCGCCAAGAUGAACUUAACUUGCUGCAGCGUAUAGCAGAGGAGAAAUCGUCGUCUUGCGUCCUUGUUGAAGGAGGGGAAGGGAGCGGGAAAACAUCAUUGAUGCAUUCUGUGCCAUGGAAUCAGCAUAAUUGGGUCUUUGUCUCUCGGAAGUUUGAAAGACAUCUAAGUAUAGAGCCUUACUCUGCAUUGAUUAGAGCAAUCGUCGAAGUUGUGGAAGUUUGGGCUGAAAACAACAAGGAGGAAGGCCACAUGAAAAGCUUGUUGCUAGAUUUGUUGGAAAAUGAUGUCGAUGUCCUUCAAAACGUCAUUCCAGACGUUGUCAAUAUUAUCAGCAGAUUCACAGACGAUAUGCAUUUCUCCCAAGCACCUACGGUCAGCGACAUUAGAAAAUCUUGGCGGCAAGAGAGCGAGGAGAUAAAGGGAGCUGAUACUGUAGCUGUUGCAGAUUCAUUUUUACGAUUGCUUUCGUUGAUGUCCUCAGCAAAGCCGAUUGCACUGUUCUUGGACGAUGUUCAUUUUGCAGACGCAUCAUCUAUGAAGGUUAUUGAGACCAUUAUGUUUGCCAUUACUGCUAGCUCUACCGAGGUUAGUAGCCAUGUGCUUGUGGCACUUUCAUAUGAUUCUAGCCAGGCCGAGAAGAACAAAUUUGCUACAGGCACAAUCGACCGUGUGAAGACCCUCGGAUCAAGUUUCCACUACUUGCAUCUAAAAGAUCUCAGUGUUGAUACUGUCAAUGAUGUUGUGGCAUCAUUAGUCAAUGCGGGCACCAAGGAAACACUUGCACUCUCGAGCGUUAUUCACAAGAAGACAUCUGGAAACCCGUUUGCGCUUUCGCAGUUCCUCCGAUACGCUCGCGAAAAAGAUUUUUUUACAUAUUCUAUUGCAUUGGACAAGUGGGAUUGGGGAGACGUAAAUGUGCUGGACAGAUAUGCUGCCGUAUCCGACAGUGUUGCGGAUAUCUUAGGAACAUCCAUGAGCAAGCUGAGCAUUGCGGCUCAGGUUGUGAUAAUGGUAUCGUCAUGUUUGGGCACGAUGAUUCCCAAAGGGCUGCUUGUGGAAUUUUUCAAAGAGGUCAACGACGAAGGAACAGACGAAAAGUUGCACCUGGCCGCUUCUCAUGUGCAAGAAAAAGGAUUGGAUGAAGUACUGGAAGGAGCUACCAAGUGGGGCAUUCUUGUCAAGACCAUGAGCCAUGGGGCAUACAUGUGGUCAAACGAUAGUUUACAAGAAGCCGAAUACUCUUUGAUUCCAACUCCUAUGCGGGUAGAGCUGCACCAUAAUCUGGGUAUGCUCUUGUGGAGAUUGGGUAUCGAGCAAGAUGAAGAGUGGAUGAUCUUCAUGGCAGCAAAUCAAAUGAACAAGUAUGCGAAGCUCAAUUCCAACGCGUCGCUCGGAAAUGAUGUCGCCAAGCUAAACUUGCAAGCGGCUAAAUUGUCGCUGAAGAAGGCCGCCAUAUAUCCAGCUCUAGACCUCUUGGUAAAUGCCGAAAAGCACAUGGUCGUCGAACGUCGAUGGGCAGACUCUUACUACCUAACUCUUGAUAUCUUGACUUCUCUGGCCGAAGCGAGAUUCCGCGUAGGGAAAACGGAAGAGGCUAUGGAAACUGCUAAAGCAAUCGUGGACAAUGCCAAUUCAUUAUACGACAUGUUUCGGGCACACAUUGUCUUGCUGCAGCACGCCGUCUCUGGAAAGGAUCGCAAUUAUGAUCUAGGUGUGGAACAAACUUUAAAGCUGUUGAAGCUUUACGGUGAAAAGUACCCCAAGAGGCUCUACCCAGGCCAGAAAUUUGUGGAGAAGACGAAACUCAAGAAGCUGCUGCCUCGUGGCGAAUAUCAGGGUCUGUUGGAGCUGCCAAAUAUGGCCGACAGGAAGGCUUUGCAUAUACAGACUCUCCUUGUGGAUCAUCUUUCGUCUUAUGCCGCAUUCAGUCGUUCGUACAAGUCUCUCAGUUGGUAUGCAAGCGUCCGUGCUCUGAAGAAUGCUUGCAAUCAUGGCGUCAGUCAGGUUUCAAACCUCGCUGUGCUUCAAAUGGCGGUGCAUAUGAGACUUGAGGGGCACUAUAAGGAAGCAUCGGAGUAUGCAGACUUUUCUUUGUUAUUGUCCGAGAGAAUUCCUCGAAAGCUUGGAUCGAAUCACGGCUACGUGAAGAUGGUGUCGACUGGCUGCGUUUUUGCUGCGGUGCGUUCUUUCAACAGCUGUCUUAAUCAUUUGGUGGAGGGUCGGGCUGAUUGCUUGAAAGCUGGACUGGCAAGGGAAACUGUCAUGUCUGUAAUAUCCUAUUCGACAGCCUAUUUGUGCGUGGGCCUUCCUCUGGAAGCACUCAAAGCUGAUUUGAUUUCCUAUGGCAAAGAUUCCCAACAAUUCGGAAGCCCAUACACCGUGCAACAAGUCAUCCUGAUUUUUCAUCAAACGGUAUUGAACCUGCAACAGACGGUUGAAAAUCCAACUCUGCUAUGCGGUGAGGCAAUGGACCAAGUAAAAGAGCUUCAGAAGGUCCAAGGAAAUGCUUUAAAAAUGACCCUACGAGAUAUCAACUCUCACAGAAUCAUGCUGGCAGUUCUUUACAACCAUUGGGAGACUGCAGAAACUCUAAUGGAUGCACUGGAAGAAUACAUUGAUGUAAACGAGGUGAUGAUCCUUCGAGGCCACCUUCGUCGUUGCUACGUAGGCUUGGCAGGUUUUGCUCUCAGUCGAAAAGCUAAAAAUUUGCAGAGAAGGAAGAAGUACUUAUCCGUGGCAAUGAAAAUCCUCAAGGGAUUCACAGCGGAAAUGAAAUAUGGCUCCCUGAAUGCAUACCCAAUCGUAUCAAUGCUGGAGGCUGAAAAAUCACCCUCGAAAAAGAACUAUGAUAUAGCCAUCAAAGUUUGUGCCCGCCUUGGAAUGGUGCAUCACGAAGCCUACAUGUGCGAGCGAGCUGCCGAGUUCUUCGACGAACAAGGCGAUGAAAAUUGGAAAGACUUUUAUCUUGUAGAGGCUUUUCUGUUGUACAAAGAAUGGGGCGCACUUGCAAAAGCCAAGCGGCUACAGGAGGAUCAUUCAAUAAUUUUGAAAGGAUCUGUGCGGGAAACUGUAAACAAAACGAUACAGGGCCGCUCUCGGUACUCGACAAAGGAAUUGGAAUCUUUGCGGACAAUAGAUUGGGAAACCUUCAGCACUGACGGUACCAGGUACCUGGGACCGUACAUAUAA
Molecule: messenger RNA, 3255 nt
Organism: Cylindrotheca closterium
Lineage: Eukaryota; Bacillariophyta; Bacillariophyceae; Bacillariales; Bacillariaceae
Source: the annotation of a GenBank genome assembly